AUUAAGCACGUCUUUUAGCAUUUUAGUUUUUAGUUUUUACCGAAAAGCAUAUAUUUUCGUUUAUUAACUACUAAUUACUAUCGAGUAUUCGAGUGUCAACUAAUAUUUUUCGAAAUUAAUUUGCUACCUCAAACGUUUUAUAUUUUAUUUUCUAAAUAAAUAUUAACCAUGCAUUUAUGUUAGUUGUAACACUUUAUAAAACGCGUUAAUCAAAGUCGUUGGCAAUGUUUGCUUUGAAGAAUUCGCUGGCCACAUUGGCUGGCCGCCGACUGCGUUGGGCUAGAUCGUUUCUGUCUGAGGCGUACAGGUGCGAUGACGUGUGGCAAGAACGGCUGGACUGUUCGUUGCUGAAGAAAGUCGAACCUGAAGUGCUGUACCACAAGUUGUCCUCCGCACUGGAACACGGGUCCAAGCAAAUUAGUGCCGUGGACCUAGACGUGUUCGCCAACUCGCUAACGGAUAGUACAUACUUGGAUGAAUUGGAGGAACUCACACAUAAGUUUCGUUUGUCGGCGCAGACUGGCACAAUGCUCCCGUCAACACAUCAUGCUGUUGUGCGAUUGUUUUUAGCGUCAAAUAGCGUCAACGACCUUAUCAGAAUAUUGAAGGAUCGGCUAAAUUACGGAAUUUUUCCUGACUACUAUUUGUGUAACUUACUAAUGGACCGUUUCAUUAAAGACAAUGAUAUUCGAAAUGCCACAGUGAUUGUUUCCAACCAAAUGUUACAAGAAGAACUAGACAAUGAUAUCACUAAAGCCAUGGGGUUAUAUUCCUGUUUGAAAUAUAUCACAAAUCCAACUGAAUGGGAAGAAGAAAAAAUAGAAACAAAAGAAACAAAUAAUGAUGACGACGACGAAGAAGAUAGAAGAGUACGUGUAGAUUUUUUGAGAAAUCCUUAUUUUGAUGAUCAUUUUGAUUUAGCAGACAGUGAUCACUUGAUCGGAAAAACAAUGUUAGCGAUUAGUAGUAAAAUUGAUAAUACUAUAUUGGGAAAUAGUUUUAAGACUCUUGGAUUAGCUUAUUAUAACCGAUGGAAUGAUUUAAGUAGUCAUCUAGAAAAAGUUAAUGGUUCUAUUCAUCUAGGAACAGUAGAAUUGGCAGUUACUGCAAUAGAUAAACGAGCACCUGAAAAUGCUGAGAAACUAAAAGAUGCACUUUCAAAAUUGCAAAUUGAAAACAAAAAUUUGACUGAUGAAACAAAUAAUUUUGUAAAUGAGGCAGUAACCAAAAAUGAAGAAACAGAAAUACAUAAUCAAAAAUCGAUUUACAAAAAAUGGGAAUCCUUCAGGCGAGAAGAGCUAUCUAGGUAUCUUGAACAUUUGAAUAAGUUAAAACGUUUACAGAAGGUUCAACAGGCAAAACAGGAUCUCAAAGAAAAAGAACAGUUGUUGUUCUUCUUUGAUAAUGAACACAAACAUGAUCUAGUUAAAGAAGAAAAAAUGAAACGAAUGAAAAAGACUGUAGUUAAAGACAAGACCCUUAAAGAUGAUUUAACAUAUGUACCACCAGAAAUCAGAAAACCCGGUUUCAAACGAGAUUAAAUUAUAAAUUAAGUUAAAUAUUACAUGGUAUAUAGUUAUAAUUAAUAAAUAUUCACUUUCAAAUCUUCAAAUUAUUUUGUUAAUAUCUUCUCUUGAUACUUAAGAAAUAUAAAAUUUGUUUGAUUAUUUUUUA
Messenger RNA from Aphis gossypii (cotton aphid), 1674 nucleotides. Its product is annotated as 28S ribosomal protein S27, mitochondrial. Lineage: Eukaryota; Metazoa; Arthropoda; Insecta; Hemiptera; Aphididae. The record is from RefSeq and is a predicted model, not a curated record. The transcript has 2 exons. Bases 225 to 1541 code for a protein of 438 amino acids. Gene Ontology annotation, cellular component: mitochondrion.